UGCGCGUGCACCACCACGAGUGUUGCAAAAACAUCUUGCGCGGAGGGUCAGGAUGAGGCUCAAUGUCACUGAGUUUUACAGCCGAUUUGAGACACGGAGGGGAGCUUUGACACAUUGAUUCCGCCAUAUUCAAAAAUACUGGACAAUCUGAAGAGAGGCAGUGACAUUUCUCAAAGGUCUCUCCCCCACCUUCCGUCGUGCUUUAUGUCUACUUAUCCACCAUGUCCACCCAGAGUUUUAGAUUGCUGGAGCUGAUGCUGCGCUCCUCUUGCUGCCACGCCAUCAGAACUAGGCCAUGCUUGCAAAAGGCAGCGCUGACCCCAACAACCUGUGUCCCUGGGGGUCGUAUUCUUCAUAAGAGGGCAUACAGCCUUGACUCUUUUGGUCCUGGUCGGCCCUCCCUGGGUCCCAAUUCACAUCAACCCCGUUCAGAGAGGACGCCCCCUUCAUCAGCACUGGUACACAGGAACCUGUCUGUGGCAGCUGUACAGGGCCAGUUUCGUCCUCUCUGCCGGUAUGACUAUCUGGAUCUUGGGGAGGUAGAGGAAAAUGUACGCCGUGCACAGGCUUGUAAAAAAACAAGACACUUCAUAGUUGAUCCAAACCUGGCCAACGUGGUCGCACAGCAUAUGGGGCCUGAUCUGCAGGAUGCUAAAACAGUUAUAUUCGAAUGCAACCCAGGUCCAGCAGUGUUGACAAGAGCACUGCUGAAUGCUGGAGCUCAGAGAGUCGUGGCUCUUGAGGGAGACAGGACCUUCUUAAAUGAGCUCCAGGAGUUGGAGUUGCGCCUUGAUGGUCAGCUGGAGGUGCUUCAUUGUGACUUUUUUAGGCUAGACCCCAUCGGCUGUGGCAACGUGAAACCUCCAACCAUGUUUACCGAUAAACUGUUUACAGACCUGGGAAUAUCAGAGGCUGCUUGGACUGAUGACGUCCCUGUGAAGGUGGUGGGAAUCCUGUCCCAGCGGAACGAGCGUGGCUUGCUGCUGAAGAUGGUUUAUGCUCUUUUUGAGCGGUUGUCUGUCUUCAGAUACGGAAGAAUAGAGCUCAACCUCUUCAUCAGUGAGAAGGAAUACAAGAAACUGGUGUCACAGCCUGGUGAAAUGAUGCACUACAGAGCCUUUGGUGUCCUCUGGCAGAUGGCUUGUGAUAUUGAACUUUUGCACAAGGAACCCUGGGAGACAUUUAUUGUGUCUUCAAGGCAGAAUGUGCCUAGCUCCAAGGGCAAGCUUCCAAACGACCACCUGUGCCUGGUUCGCCUGCGUCCACGGGCCAACCUGUUCUCCGCAGGCCUCACUCCUUCUAAUGCUUCAACUCUGCUGAUGAUGGUUAAACAGUGUUUGGCGAAAAGGAAGGUCAAACUCAUCGACAGGCUCAAUCUCUGGUCACCUGAUAGUGGGAGCAAGCUGUUAUCAGAGCUGGGCUUGCCAGAGGACAUCCUGACUGGCAACGUGUAUCCAGAGGAGUAUCUUCAACUGUUCCAGCUGAUGGACAAGAGUAAAGAGUUCACACAGAGCUGGCUUUAUGAAGAGAUAUUGGAGAACCCACAGAGGGAGGGCUGGGGCUGAAAUAUGAACACAGGACAUGUUCAGAUUGACUGAAAUGAAACACAACAGGACAUCCAAACGUGUACAAUAAACUGCUCUGUAAUAUAUAUAUAUUUGAAUUUAAAAAAUGUGAUGUAAUAAACCAGGACAGUAAGAUUCAUAUAUAACCAUACCAGUACGACAAAUUAUUCAUUAGUUUAUCAUGAAUAGGUCUGUCAAUGAAACAGGUUCAAAGUUUGUUGUGGUAUUUGAAGACAAAGGAAGAAGUGUUUUAAAGUAGUUUUUGUUUAAUAUUACUGUGACAAACAGAGACACCCUUCAUUCAUUGCUUACACAUCAGGCUACGUAAAUGAUCUCAUAAAUCCGACUUCAACGUAUGCUCCACUUAACAAUACUGUUGCAGUUUUAUUUGGUCAGUUAACAGCAGUAGCAGUUUCACAGCCUGCAUGCAUCUUCAUGUGAAGCUAAAUUUCGUUAAAGCAUGGGAAAAAACCAGCGGCCUUUUUCUAUUUUUAUAUAUCCAUGAGUCCAUAAAUGCGUGUAAGCAUAUAAAAUGCCACACUUUAUGAAAUAUAUAAACUGUAUGUUAUUUAUUCUAAACAAGUUAUAUUGGACUUUUUUAUAUAUUUAGCCCAGGUUUUAUUGGUGCUGUGUCAUUUGGUUGUGGAUAUUACUUUGCUUUCCUGCUCAUACACAAAAAAAACUUGAUGAUUUGAGGCUGUUUGUUUCCUUCUUUAGCAUUUUUGUUCAAUCGUUGCAAUAACAUGUAGAAAUUUGAUUAUGAAAUAAAUUAUUUUCAAGCAAA
This is a messenger RNA of Girardinichthys multiradiatus, 2349 nucleotides long. RefSeq names its product transcription factor B2, mitochondrial (gene tfb2m). The coding region runs from base 222 to 1565 and encodes 447 amino acids. Gene Ontology annotation, biological process: rRNA methylation; transcription initiation at mitochondrial promoter. Gene Ontology annotation, molecular function: mitochondrial transcription factor activity; rRNA (adenine-N6,N6-)-dimethyltransferase activity. The transcript is spliced from 10 exons. The record is from RefSeq and is a predicted model, not a curated record. Gene Ontology annotation, cellular component: mitochondrial matrix. Lineage: Eukaryota; Metazoa; Chordata; Actinopteri; Cyprinodontiformes; Goodeidae.